UGCUGUCCUCCUGACAGCAUGCAGUUUCAUAUAAUUCCGCUAGUCCUGCUAGUGGCGCUAGUGUCCCUGCCUAAUUGCACUCUAGUAAAUGGAGAGAAUUCAGUAGAAAGUGCUCCAAGUCAAAUAGAAAGACCCCCGGCUGAAGCAGUUGAUAGUGAAGAGGAUGAUGAAGAUGAAGAAAAUGCGGGAGAACAUUCUGUAGAUUUUGAUGUUGAUUAUAAUGUUCAUAGACCAGCUGAUCAACAUACGCAGAUUCCGAAAUGUAAAACUGAAGAUUUACAUGAGGGUGACGUUAACUGUGAGAUAGAGGUAAAACCUAAGCUGAAGCCCUAUAUCAACUACAAGGGAUAUCAUAAAUGGGAAAGACGACCUCUCUUCGUAAUCAUUAUUGGGGGGUUAAGAUGGGACUACCUGACUGAAGAGUUUUGGAACGGAACCAAUCCUGGAUUAGGAAAUCUGAAAGCGUUUAAUUGGAUUCAGAAACAUGGCGCAACAAUGAGCCAGGUGAUACCUGUAUUUCCCCCCUAUGACCUGCCCACCUGGACCAGCCUAGCUACUGGACUUUAUCCACAUAAUACAGGAGUAACAGGGGAUUAUAUGUACAAUUUGAAAACAAGGGAACUCUUCAGUAGAGAUGAUAGUUUAGAAUCCUGGUGGGUUUCCGGUGAACCUAUUUGGUCAACAGCUGCUAAACACGGCAGGAAAGUAAGUGUACUAAACUGGCAUGACUGUACUUUGGCUGGGAAUACACUUGAAGAUCCGAAUGAUUGCAAGCCCUUUCACACGAAGAGUGGGAUGCCAAGCAAGCAGAAACUAAUUCAACUGUUCAAUCAGGCCUUUACUAAAAUACAUUCGGCUGAUUAUGAUCUAAGUAUUGUAUAUACUGAUGCUCUAAAGAAAGCUGCUCUAACCUACGGUCCUAACAGUCAAGAAGUCAAGAAUACUCUAGCUGACUUAGAUGAUGUUCUUCAGGGUAGAUUAUCUGAUAUAAAGAAUAAGAAGGAAAGAGCAAAUCUGAAGUUGAAUAUUCUUCUUCUCAGUGAUUAUGGUCUAAACAGUCGAGCCAACACAACUAAACUAGUUCUUGAAGACUAUAUGGAGUUUGAGCAUGUACAGUACAUUAUACAACGUGGAGGUUCAGUUGUACUGAUACCAUACGCUCUAAAGGCUGGCGAUAUACUGAAUGGUGUGGCAGGAAAGCUGGGUGUCGGAUCUAUGCUUGGAAUUGAUGUUUAUGUAAGAGAUGUUAAUCUUCAAGUUCCUCCGCUAGAGUAUCCGACAAUUCCUGAAUACCUUCACUACUCCGGGCACACCUGGACACAGGAUAUUCUCCUAGUUGCUAAACCAGGUUUUGAAAUUGAAGUUGGGAACGCUAGUGAGAAAUUGCUGCCUCCUAUGAAGGAACCUCAAGUUCUAGGAACCUCAGGAUAUAUUCCCGACCCACCUCCACCUCUAGUAGUUCCUGGCAGGGACAAGCACAAGAGCAAAGAGUUGCGCGCGCGAGAGAAAGUAGAAGGGGAACUUUAUCACCGGUUUGCGCACAUGAUGAAAACUGUUGGGUUUGCUUGGGGACCAGAUUUUAAACCUGGACAUGUCAGUUCUACUAUAGAAAUUGUGGAUAUCUAUCAGAUUAUGGCCUUCCUUCUUCAAGUUGAUCCUCAACCUCAUGAUGGUAGUUGGGAUAGGGUGAAACCGAUGAUUGUUCUGAGCUCUGGAGAAAACUUAACUCCAGUUCUAUUCCUAUCCCUCCUAUCUUCCAUCCUCCUUCUNAAAAUUUAUUAG
This is a messenger RNA of Eurytemora carolleeae, 1782 nucleotides long. RefSeq names its product ectonucleotide pyrophosphatase/phosphodiesterase family member 6. Lineage: Eukaryota; Metazoa; Arthropoda; Copepoda; Calanoida; Temoridae. The transcript is spliced from 19 exons. The record is from RefSeq and is a predicted model, not a curated record. The coding region runs from base 19 to 1782 and encodes 587 amino acids.